CUCUAAAUAGAUCGUAUUGUAAUCUUUUCUCAGUCCAACGUGGUUCCUUCAGAAAGCGUGCUGCAUCUUCUCCAGACUUCUGCGGUUUAUGAGGAGCCAGUAACAGUGAUGAACUCAGAGCAGGAAAGGCCGUUCAUGUGCAGCGCCCCAGGCUGCUCUCAGAGAUUCCCUACGGAGGAUCAUCUAAUGAUUCAUCGGCACAAGCACGAGAUGACCCUCAAAUUCCCAUCCAUCAAAAAUGACAACAUGCUGUCUGACCAGACACCGACCCCAACACGCUUCUUGAAGAACUGUGAGGAGGUGGGCCUCUUCAGUGAGCUGGACUGCUCCAUCGAGCAAGAGUUUUGUAAGGCUCAGGAGGAGGAGGACAACAAACAGAAUAUCACUAUUCAUGGGCAAGGAGGCAAUAACCAGCACCAGCAGCAGACCCACUCAAGAAUGGGCAAUCAUGACAGCAGCAUAGUGAUUCAGCAGGGGCUGCCCUCACCCCAGUCCAGUUCCGUCAUUACUCAGGCCCCUUCCACCAACAGACAGAUCGGGCCAGUGCCUGGUUCCCUUUCCUCAUUGUUGCACCUGAGGAACAGACAGCGACAGCCAAUGCCGGCCUCCAUGCCUGGCACACUGCCUGACCCCUCUAUGCAAGGAUCAUCUGCUGUUCUGAUGCCUAUGGAGAGGCAAAUGUCCAUGGGCUCCAACAUGAUGGGCAUGCAAGGCCCCACCCACAGCUCAUGCUCCUCCCCUCAUGUUCCAUCAUUGCACUCAGAGGCAAAACUGAGACUAAAAGCUGCCCUUGCUCACCAUCAAGGGGGCAUGGCGAAUGGAAGCAUGAACACCAUGGGUCAUAUGAUGGAGAUGAUGUCAUCGCGGCAGGAGCAGGGCGGGCACCACCACCUGCACUCCCUCCCUCACCAGCACAUGCAGGGCCCACCUCACGGAUACCCGCACCAUGCCCACCAUCACCUCGGCCAUGCACAGAGCAGCCAUCAUCACCCACAGAGCCACGGGCACCACAACUCCCACCCAUCCCACCUCCACCCUGCACAUGGACAUCAGACCUCUCCACAUCCACCCAUGCACUCUUCGCAGUUAUCUCCAGCAGCGCAUCAAAUGCAGCCAACACAGACCCUCCAGUCCCCGCCACCCAAUGGAGGUCGUCGCAGACGAGUCAUGGACGAAGACCCUGAUGAGCGCAGACGGAAGUUUCUGGAAAGGAAUCGUGCAGCCGCAACACGCUGCAGACAGAAAAGGAAAGUUUGGGUGAUGUCUCUUGAAAAGAAAGCGGAGGAACUCACCCAAACCAACAUGCAGCUGCAGAAUGAGGUCACCAUGUUAAAGAAUGAAGUGACACAACUGAAACAGCUUUUGUUGACACAUAAGGACUGCCCCAUCACCACCAUGCAGAAAGAGUCGCAAGGUUACCUCAGUCCAGAGAGCAGUCCGGCAGGAAGUCCCACCCCUGUGACCCAACAGCAAGUCAUCCAGCACAAUACCAUCACCACCUCCAGCACGCCACCCAAUCACCGCACAGAUAUUAACCCCAUGCACUAGAGACUCAAACUCUCAGGCCCCAAACUCCCCGAUGCGGCACCAAGCUGGACAUCCUGACUGCAUUCUCUGUGGACAGACACACACCUGUGUGCCUCUGUGGCAGCUUUCUCUUUUGUAAAUGUAUAAUGAUUCACAUGUUGUUUAGUUCCAAGUGUUCUGUUUGCUUUGUAACCUUUUGAGUUAGCUUCAAAACAGGGAGUCUGCAUAAUUCAUCGAGCACCAUCUCACUUGUCAUGAACUGAUGGGUUGUUGUGGAAACACCAACUCUACAUCUGUUACUUGAUUAAUACUGGAGUACUGUCUUUAUAAAUGAGCAACAUUUGGAUUUGGUUUUCCAAUGCCAAAAAGAUGCUCUUUGUGUCCUUUUGGUUCUGUUAGGGUUUUAUAUCACUUUCUCUCACAUUCCCACUAUUUAUCUAAUUCAAAGGACAUGAGGAACGCUAGUGAAGGUCAGUGCUGAUGAAGGCAACUCAAGCAAUAUGAAUCUUUUAUGAGCUUAGCAAUCUGAUCUUCACCUGUGUCUUCACCUGCUUGCUUGGACCACAAUAUAGAUCUGAUUAAGCUCAACAUAUUAGCCUUCAGACAUUUCAGAUGUAAGUUUAAAAGUAACAAAUAUCUGAUUUGAAAUAUCUGAAAUAUCUAAAACAAAACAGCUUUGGUACAGAUCGUGUAAAUGGAAUGCAUAUAUCAAGCUGAAACAUGUCACUUUAAGCAUAUGCCCUGCUGAACCUGUGUGAUACUUCUGGACAUUCCCAGAGAGAUCACAGCUGCAGUCGUGUUGUCCUGCUUAUGAACACCAGGAAGACAUCUCUCUUAGCUUUUAUGUUUGAACAUUUCCGAAGAUACCAGCAGCUGUUUCAUUUGAACUUGGUGUAACUAUUGGUCGGAUUUACCCGUGGUCCUCAUCAAUUUAGAUACCAUUUUUACUUGUGGCAGUUCAUUUGGGUAUCUGUUUAGAAUCAGUUAGUGGGUCUGAAUAUUACGCCACAUUAUUGUAUGGGGUUUUGAGGUCUUCUGCUCAGAGUAUGAUCAGACAGUAUAAUUAAGUGCUCAUACAUGGUGUUUCCAUAACCGCCAUCCAAAAUGCUCCAUCACUUUCUCAAAUAUUGCACCUGAAUAGUGCCAUGUAAAAAUUAAAGCAUUUGCUGUACCUGAGGCCGUGGAAAACCUCUACUGGAGCCAAAUGCAUUGCUGUACAGUAUAUGCAACUUAAAAUUAGCUCUAUUUUUUGCUGAAAGUAUUGAUUUAGAGGCUUACAUUUACUCUAACAGUUAGGCCAAUGCAUAUGAUAGGAUAUACGUAUCUUAAUAUGUCCCAGUUUAUAUUAGAGGCCUAUAUAUCAUGGGGCACAGAAAAUCUUAUGAGAGGUUCUUCAUGACUUCAUGACUGAAGAGGGUAAAUUCUACAGUAAACUAUAGGAGUCCCCAAGAAAUUCUGUAGAAGCCCAUGGACGUUUCUGUAAAUGUGCUGUUGUAUCGGAGGUGUUAGUUUACAUGCAGCAGCUUACAACAUGACAUUCCAAAGUGAAAUCUGUUUGUGCCCUCUGCAUACUGUAGUUGUAAGGGAUAUAUGUGCAAGGUCCUGUAUCUAUGAGCAUGGACCGUAAACUGGCCAUUGUUGCUUUGAGACAUUGUUUGUGAACCCUGAUAAGGUUGCAUCCUUAUCUCUUAUUGACUUUUUUUCUUGCUAAUUGCAAAUGACUUAUAACCAAGCUAUUUGGUGCUCUUUUCUUUUUUACUUUGCUGUAAAAAUGUAGCAUUUUACUAUAUUUGCGCAGGUACUGUUCUAGACUGAUCUAGACUUUGCUCUCCAAAUGUCACAAUGUGUCUUAUCUAAUCAGAUAGGGAGGAAUGUCAGCCAUUAAUAAUACCUUGAUAUCAUUGCAUUUAUUAUCAAUUCCUAUUGAAGGCCUUAAUAAUUUGUAACAUUUUUGUAAAGGAGAAACUAUAUUUCAGUGAGUUUUUUACUGGUAGACACUGUUUUGUUUGGUGUGUUUUUUUCUUAAAGGAAUAGUUCAGCCAAAACUGAAAUUUCUCUCAUUAUUUACUCAAACUUAUGCCAUCCCAGAUGGGUAUGACUUUCUUUCUUCUGCAGAAAUCAAAUUAAGAUUUUUAGAAGAAUUUCUCAGCUUUUUUGUGUACAAUGCAAGUGAAUGGGUGCCAUAAUGUUGAAGCUCCAAAAAUCACAUAAGUCAGCAUAAAAGUAAUCCAAGACCAAAGACUUUAAUGUUUAAAUCCAUGUCUUCAGAAGCAAUACGAUGCUGUAGGUGUGGGUGAGAAACAGAUCACUUUCACAUUCUUUUUCUUGUGUUUUUGGUGAUUCACAUUCUUCAUGCAUACCACCCCAGUACUGGGCAGGAAGAAGAAUUUGAAGCCAAAAGGGAUUUAAAUUUUGAUCUGUUUCUCACCCACACCUAUCAUAUCACUCCUGAAGAUAUGGAUUAAAACACUGAGUUCAUAUGGAUUACUUUUAUGAUGCCUGCUUUUUGGAGCGUCAAAAUGUUGGCACCCAUUCACUUGCAUUGCAUAUAAUAAUUAAUAAUAAUAAUAAUUCCUUAAAUUUAUAUAGCACUUUUAGGCACUCAAAGCACUUUACAUAAUAUAGGUGGAAUCUCCUCAACCUCCACCAGUGUGCAGCAUCCACCUGGAUAAUCCGACGGCAGCCAUAGUGCACCAGAACGCCUAGCAAUUGGUGGAGAGGAGAAUAGAGUGCUGUAGCCAAUUCAGGAAUGGAGAUUAUUAGGAGGCCAUGAUAGAUAAGGGCCAAUAGCGAGAAUUUGUCCAGGACAUCGGGGUAAUACCCUUACUCUGUACGGGAAGUGCCCAGGAAUUUGUAAUGACCACAGAGAGUCAAGACCUCAGUUUAACGUCUCAUCCGAAAGAUGGACCAACAGAGCAAAUGUGUAUUUGUGUUCAGCAGAAGAAAGAAAGUAAAACACAUCUGGAAUGGCAUGAGGGUGAGAAAUGAUGAGAGAAUUUUCAUUUUUGGUUGAACUAGCCCUUACAUUUGUUUUUUCAUUUGGUUUAAUUGAUUUGAUUUGUUUUUCGUUUUGUUUUGUUUUGCUUUGUUGUUUCUUUGUUUUGUUUUGUUCAUUUUGUUUUGUUUUUGUGUUAGUGGAGUUUUCCAAUCUUCUUAAACCAAGGAGACCUGAGAUGUACAGCAUUGUCAUUUCCCACCAACCCACAGGCAAGCUGGAUAUGUCUUGGCUUGUGAAAAGUGGAGAGACAAACCAAAAUGUUUCCCAUCUGCCAAAAAAGGCCUUUCUUCCAGCAGCUAAGCUCAGAACUCUUUUUCAUGUUUUUUCACAGUUUGUAGAGGCUUUUCGUCCCUCCAAAAUGGAACAUAUUGAUUCCCUUUGCCUUUCCUUGCAGCACUGUGUUUGGAACACAAGCAUGCAAAACAACCUCCACAUUGAGAGGUAGAUCUUGUAGCUGUCUAUGCACUUUGACCUCUGUGCAUCAGAGGAUGAAAUAGCCAUAUAGAAGACUCAGCGAUUCCCACCAGCGAGAGCCAGCCACUGUCAAUCUAUGAAGACUGGAGCAACACAGCUUUGUGUGGACCGACCGGAUUGGAGCUUGGAGUAGUCCCCACAAUGAAAAACAAGAACGAUGCAAUUCAAACCCCAGUCUGUAGCCUGAUGACUUGGGUUGGGCAGCGUUCAGUAAACUUCUCCUAUAGCUUUAAGACUUUACCAGUUAAACUGUCUGACUUGACACUCAUUAUUCCUUUUAGAGAAGUCCUGUUUUUCACACUGUGAAAUGGGUGACAUUAAGAUGAACUUGAAAUGUAUAUAUAUAUAUAUUCAUUUGGACCAGUUGAUAGUUUGGUUGAUUCUCAGUUUCUUCUCUCUAAGUAUCUCAAACCAACAUUCAGUGUUCACAUGUAAUGUGGUUUUGAAUGGGAAUCUGAGUGAGAAUUUCAAUGCUGCAGUUGUGUUUAUGGUUUGUCAGCUUGAAAUUUAAACUGAGAUUGGUGUAUGCAUGCAUGCUUUUCCAUUCCCAUUGGCGUUAACAUCUUAGACCUCACACUCACAUGUUUUGCAGUGUUUUUACUCUAUAUUAUGAUGUAAUAAUGGCGGGAGGGGCAUGCUUAAAAGCAGUUUUAUAUGGUUCUCCAUGGAGGACUGUAAGGCUGCAAUAGAGCUGCAGGGAUUCCAGAAGCAGUAAGGACAAACAACAGUCUAAAGUUGUAUUAUAAUUCAUCUCCUACGUCUUUUAAUUUCAAAGCAAAGUGGCUCAUGAGAGUAUCUACGCAGGGUUGCUUCAUCUCUUACCCAAGCAACAAAACACACACACAAGAACAUGCUUAACUGGAAAUGUUUUAUUUGCUCUGAAAGAGAAACAGACAUUAAUCUCAACAUGUUGAUUUGGCAUUAGGCGGUUGUUUGGAUGAAUGUCUUGAUGUCUUUUGUAAUAGCAUUCUUAGAAACUGGAGAUUUGUGUGUGAGCGCGAGUUUAAGUGUGCUGUUGUGUGCAUAGGUAUAUUAUUUUUUUUUAGGUGGAGGACAGUAAAUACACAAUAAUAGAACUAUAAAUGUAUCAUUGCAACAAAACUAUAAAUAUUGUAUAAAUUAUCAUUAAUUUUUUUUAUAUUGUUCCUGUAAUGCAACCACCUUUCUUUUUGAAAGGAGUAUAUGUUUGGUACUUGUAUGUACAUAAUGUUUGCAUAGCACUUGCAGUCUUCAAAUACUCGCCUGUUCAUUUCAACAUUGCAUUGUUUGUUACCCAUUAUGAAUUCAUGAAUUCACACAUGCUUGCAUAACUUUGUAUAUUUUAGAUGUUUAUUAAUUCCUUGAAUAGUUUGUGUUUAUGCAAAUGUACAGAUGUGAGAUCACAACCGCUAUAUUACAAUAAGAAAAAUAAAGCACUUGAUCUGUAACAAAGCCUUUACAUAUAAUGAUUUUGUCAUUUAUGCACAUACAAACAUUUUAUUCAGCAUGUUUGCCCUUUUUAAUAAAAAAGAA
Molecule: messenger RNA, 6511 nt
Organism: Xyrauchen texanus (razorback sucker)
Lineage: Eukaryota; Metazoa; Chordata; Actinopteri; Cypriniformes; Catostomidae
Product: cyclic AMP-responsive element-binding protein 5-like
Exons: 11
Coding region: 109-1548 (479 amino acids)
Biological process (GO): regulation of transcription by RNA polymerase II
Molecular function (GO): cAMP response element binding; DNA-binding transcription factor activity, RNA polymerase II-specific
Source: RefSeq, a predicted model, not a curated record